Messenger RNA from Osmia bicornis bicornis, 613 nucleotides. RefSeq names its product ataxin-8-like. The transcript has 3 exons. The coding region runs from base 60 to 476 and encodes 138 amino acids. NCBI's taxonomy places the organism in Eukaryota, Metazoa, Arthropoda, Insecta, Hymenoptera, Megachilidae. The record is from RefSeq and is a predicted model, not a curated record.
UUCCGAUUAUUUUUCUUUAAUUAAUAAUAUUUUCUUUUUCUUCUUUUUUUCAUAAACAGAUGGAUGAGGAACAACAAAAUAACCAACAAACCAUGAUGAAUCUGAUGGUGCAGUUGCGCCAACAACUUGUCGAGCAGCAACAGCAACAUCAGCGCCAACAGGAGGUGAUGCACCAGGAGGUGUUGCAGCAGCAGCUGCAGCAACAACAAACGCUGUUGCAGCAACAACAACAGCCACAGCAGCAGCAGCAACAGCUACAGCAGCAACAGCUACAGCAGCAACAGCCACAAAACCCAAUGCAGCAGCAACCAGAGAACGACGAGGACGCUGUACAGCCGUUGCGCCGCCAAAGAGGAACGGCUGCAGGAACCCGAAGAAAACCCUACCGCGGGAGAUUCCCGAGGGGAGGAGGACGAGGCGGCAGAGGUGGCAGGGGGGGGGGGCCGCCAAAUAAAUAUUAUUUUUCAUUUAAAUAAACAAUUCUUUUAAAAACAAUCAUUGUUAGUAUGUAUUAUAAUUUUAUUUAGUUAUGUAAGUUACCUUUCCAUAUAUACAGUGGACCGCAAAAGUAUUCGUCCAACUUUUAAAACACAAUACCUCCCUUAAAACUGGA